AUGCUCUUUUUGGCAUUUCUUGGAUUCUUAUUCUCCAUUCUUGGAUUGCAGUGUCUGGUGUACACUGUCGUAGGAGAUGCGUGUGUUGCCAUGGAUGAAUGGGUCCAGAAUCCCACUGCCCAUACGGCAUUAGAUGACAUUCUUCCAUGUGUGGACAAUGCAACAGCCCAGGAGACUUUAUUAAGAACCAAGAAUGUCAGUUACCAACUUGUGAAUGUGGUGAAUGGCGUCAUCAAUAAUGUUGUCAACCAAAAUUUCCCUCCAUCAUCGGCACCUUUAUAUUACAAUCAAUCUGGUCCACGGGUCCCAGUUCUCUGCAACCCAUUUCAUUCUGACCUCACAGAUCGGCAAUGUGCAUCUGGUGAAGUUAGCUUGUACGAUUCCUCAGAGGUUUGGAAGAACUAUACCUGUCAGGUUUCAUCCUCUGGGAUUUGUUCAAAGCGUGGACGGCUGACCCCUCAAUUUUACACUCAGAUGUCAGCUGCAGUGAAUGUCAGUUAUGGUUUGUAUCGCUAUGGUCCAUUCCUGGUUAAUUUGCAAGACUGCACUUUUGUGCGUGAUACAUUCACAGAUAUCAGUCAUGAUUAUUGUCCUGGUCUGUGGCGCUAUAGUCAAUGGAUCUACAUUGGAUUAGUAAUUGUAUCUGCUGCUGUGAUGCUGUCAUUGAUCUUCUGGGUAAUCUAUGCAAGAGAGAGAAGGCACCGUGUUUAUACUAAACGGUACGAUGCUAGAUUAGAAGGCCUAUACAAGGGUGGAUAGGACACCAAGUCCAAUUAGCAGGUUGUUAAUUUGCUUGUAUAUUUUGAGUAACAUAGCUAAAUUUUGUACAUUAUGUUUGUUAUCCCUAGGCUUGAAUCUUUGUGCAAUGCAGUCUAUAGCAAUGCACAAGGAAUGACUUUCUUUUCCAUGAACCUUGACCAUUUUCUCCAAGUGUAUUGCAUCUCUCUCAUGAAGAACAGAAAAUUCUUUUGUUUUGUUAAUGUCAAGCUUCACCGACGGGCUAUAAACCACUGGUUCAUGGCAUGCAUGAAAAUUUUAAUUU
This is a messenger RNA of Durio zibethinus, 1042 nucleotides long. The record is from RefSeq and is a predicted model, not a curated record. Lineage: Eukaryota; Viridiplantae; Streptophyta; Magnoliopsida; Malvales; Malvaceae.